UGGUAGCCACAUGUAGGUUCUGGGUACCACCAGAGGGGGAAAAGUCAUCGCAGAGAUCCAGCUGAUGGUCGACGUAUUGGUCGAGCUUCCUCAGUCACUGUUGGACCGCACGCUGGUCUGGUCUACGUGUCUCGCUAGAUAAAUCCGGUUCUGAUCUAAAUUUCCAGAAGAACGGAAAGCGCAUUACAGCGACCUUGACCUUUGGAUUGCGAGGUCGCGCGAAAACUAGCGGAAACGAAACGCGAAGAUGAUACCGGAUGCAGAAGCUGUGUGUCAGACUUCCGAGGCUGCGGUCGACAGCGGCGGCGAUGUAUACGAGAAGAUUAAGGACCGGCAGGAAAAGGAAGUGGCGUCGGUGACCGCCUGGAACCGAUACCAGCGACUAGUGGCCGCGAUGGAGUCUCGAGGUGGUGAAUUCAACCGGAAGUCUAUGAUCGAGGCGAUCUUUCGCGGCAGCGAUCUCGUCUACGUCACUCACUGAUCGGCGGAUCGAUCGGACGCGAAUGGAAAUCUUUCGCGCGUUCCUCUACCAAAGUGCCAGCCAGUAUCAAAUCGCUUUCGCGUAGUGGCGUAGAAUUCGCGAGUCGCAAUAUCGUCAGCGCCGUUUCAAUAUCUAAUAGAUCUACGUACGAGUAUCUCGUCCGCAAAAAUUUAAAUGAUAUUUACAUUCUUUCUUUCUACUAGGAUGAAAUAAUAAUAUACGACAUUGUUACUUUAUAGAUUCCUAUAAAGAGCUAGUUAUAUCGCUACAAACUUAUUAGAAGACUUAAUAAAUUUUCACUAAAAAAAAUUUGUCAAACAGUAAAUAGUCAAUUGAAGCUCGCGUCACUUUUUAUCUGUAGGGGAAUAUAAAAUGUGAGAAUGUAACGUCGAAAGUAAAAUGUGAGAGCGCAGUUUGACGCGGUUAACGUGGCUGUGUAUUAUAGUUUGAUGUCGAGCGUACUAUUUUUAGAUCCGCGAGGGGAGUUUAAUGGUUCCGGGAGACGAAUGCUUUCAUAAGUUUAUACUAUAAAGCAAGUAUCGUUACAUACGCGUGUCCUUGGAGAACUCUAAACAAAUAAUUCUUCAAGUUGACUAAGGCACGCAUAUAUUUUCAUUAACGCUAAAGUCCAAAUUGUAUUAACAAGUCACGUAUUAUUCUGUUAUAUGCAAUACGUUUUUGAGCAGAAAUAAAAUUGAAUUACGUAAGAACGAUAAAUGCACUGCCUGGCAGGCAAAAGAUUAGAUUUUCAAGAUAAAAUUUUGCAAAAUUGCUAGUUAAUUAUUAACAUUGACGAAUUUGGGAAACUUUUUACGUUCUUGACACAAGCACAUAAAAUGUAGCGAUUACUCUUCGAAAAAAGGUUCUACAGACAUUUAUGGGUGAUUACGUAUAUCAUAAUAAUUAGCAAACGUGAGUUAACUCUUUUAUGACUUAAUUUGUUUUGUUUAUUAUUAUUUUUAGUGAGUCACUAGCACCCUAAUAAAUCAGAGAGGCAACAAAUGUAAAAGAGAGGCUGGUAUGUUUCUCAGUCAUGAAAGGGUUAACGCAAGCGAGCGCGCCGCGUUUCUACGCCAUUGAUCAAUGCAAUCGUAGAUGAAAUACGAUUAACGAUGCCAAACUGUGUAUUACUAGUCAACAUAUGCAUAAUAAAUUGUGAAAGAAUAGGAUAGAUCGCACUUAAUUAGGCAAUUACGUCAACGGUGGCGAUUACGAUGUCGCUAUCACGCGAUAGACGACGGAAGGCGUGACUGUAAUCUGCCACAUGAAUACAUGCGACAUUGGCUAUGCUCAAUCUUGCCAGCAACACUCGCUAUAUGUAUAUAAGGAAAAAAUAUAUGCCAGAGGUUGAAGCUAAUAAUUAUUAAAUGUAAAACGAUUGCGUUAUCGCUAAUUUCGCGAGAAUAAGACGAUCGUAAUCGAAUGAUCGAAAGAUAAAUGGUGUUUUAAUUGUAAACAAAUCAAUUUAAUAAAAUGGAUUAUAUUUAUUUGAAAUUUUAACGUUGCAUAUUAUCGAUCACCAUGAGUAUGUAUUAUAUUUGACAAUUUGUGAGCAAAGAUAUUAGGAUAAAUAUUAAAGAUUAAUAUCUUUAAUCGGACUUAUGUUAAAGAUUAGAUAAACAUUUUAAUGGCAAAAUAAUGGAAAUUUUUAACAAAGUUUUUACUUUGUACUAAAGUAACUUUAGUUUUGCCACGAAGUGAUAUGCAAAGGCAAUCGCUGAUAUUUUCCUUAAAUCCAUAGGUAAAAUAUAUUUACGAUUAAUUUAUACAAUUCGCUCGUCACUUUCACGACAAUUAAAUGAACAGAUCGUGGAGCCACGCGUAAUUGUAUACAUGUAAAUAAUCGCUAUCUUAAAUUAUAUCGUGAUACAAAUAUACAAAAUAUUUACACAA
Molecule: messenger RNA, 2374 nt
Organism: Vollenhovia emeryi
Lineage: Eukaryota; Metazoa; Arthropoda; Insecta; Hymenoptera; Formicidae
Exons: 2
Coding region: 248-481 (77 amino acids)
Source: RefSeq, a predicted model, not a curated record